CAUUGACACACAUUGCUUCCUGCUCCCGCAAAGGAAAUCAAUAGUACAAAAGUUUACAUUUUUAGCUCUACAUCUGCAGCACCGAUGCCGCUGACGUCACAGAACUCAAAAUGAUACACUGUAUCCGCGGCGCACUUUUCGCGCUUUUAUUUGUUACAUUGUUGCAGUCGGUCUGCAGCGACUUUCAGACUCUCGAGCAUCUGAGAGCGAAAGCCAGCGACAAAACCCAGUCCAGAGCUGUGGUGGAUCUGCUCAGGCGACUGCUGGGAAACAGAUCCCGUGAUUUCAUCGUGUCAGUCAACAGGACUCUGUCUAACGACACUUUGGACGUGUGUGAGCUGCGCUCCGCGAAGAACAACAAGAUCCUAGCGGUGGGCAGCACGGGGGUCGCGGUGGCCACCGGUAUAUACAACUAUCUCAAAUACUUCUGCAACUGUCAUGUGUCCUGGUCUGGAGAUCAGCUGAAUAUCCCCCAACCUCUGCCUCCUCUCACCGGAGUCCUGCGCAUCAACACACCGCACAGGUUCAGGUAUUAUCAGAACGUAUGUACCCAGAGUUACUCCUCCGUGUGGUGGGAUUGGCCGAGAUGGCAACGGGAGAUUGACUGGAUGGCACUGAAUGGCGUAAAUCUUCCUUUGGCGUUCACUGGACAGGAGGUGCUAUGGCAAGAGGUUUAUCUGUCUCUCGGUCUGAACCAGACUGAGCUGGAUCGCUUUUUCACAGGUCCAGCUUUCCUAGCGUGGAACCGCAUGGGAAACCUGUUUGAGUGGGGAGGACCACUUCCUCAGUCUUGGCAUGUCAAACAGCUUUACCUGCAGUUUAAAAUCUUGGAACGCAUGAGAUCUUUUGGGAUGAUCCCUGUAUUGCCUGCUUUUUCAGGAAUCGUACCUGAAGGUAUUACCAGGUUGUUCCCCCAAGCAAACGUGACCAAGCUGAGCCCCUGGAGCCAUUUUAACUGCACCUACUCCUGCGCCUACGUGCUUGACCCACGCGACCCUCUCUUUCAGCGAAUAGGUUCACUCUUUUUGACCCAAGUCAUUCAGGAGUUCGGAACGGACCACAUUUAUAACACAGACACCUUUAAUGAAAUGGUCCCAGCCUCUUCGGACCCCACUUACCUGGCGUCUAUCAGCCGAGCUGUUUUCAAUACCAUGACUUCAGUGGACCCUCAAGCAAUUUGGCUGAUGCAAGGCUGGCUAUUUAUUAGUGACCCUUCGUUCUGGAAACCAGACCAGGUCAAGGCCCUGUUACACGGCGUCCCCCUGGGGCGCAUGAUUGUCCUGGAUCUCUUUGCUGAAUCCAUGCCUGUCUACUCUUCCACAAACUCCUUCUACGGCCAGCCGUUUAUCUGGUGUAUGCUGCACAACUUUGGAGGGAACAGUGGUUUGUUUGGAACGGUGGAAAGCAUUAACUCCGGCCCCUUUGAUGCUAUUCGCUUUCCGAAUUCAACCCUAGUGGGACUAGGUAUGACUCCUGAAGGCAUUGAACAGAAUCCAGUCGUUUAUGAACUUAUGAGCGAACUGGCCUGGCGUAAAGAACCCGUUAACCUUUACAAGUGGGUGUCGCUGUACGCCUUGCGGCGCUACGGUAGUAUGGACGAGAACCUGACGGUGGCCUGGCAACUUUUGUUUCAUAGCGUGUAUAACUGCACUCUUCCGAAAUAUAAGAACCACAACAAGAGUCCAUUGGUACAUCGGCCGUCCCUACACAUGCAAACAGACAUCUGGUACGAACCGGCUGACUUUUACAAGGCGUGGAAGCUUCUGCUCGAAGCUGCGCCAGGGUUUGUGACUCAGGAAACCUUCCGGUACGAUCUUGUGGAUGUGACACGACAAGCGCUUCAGCUUCUUACAACGGAGUUCUACAAGGAAAUACAAAGUGCUUUCCAGGCCCAAAAGCUUCCUGACCUCCUGACUGCUGGUGGCGUGCUUGUCUACGAUCUCUUACCUGAACUGGACCGCCUCCUUUCCAGCAACGAACACUUUCUUUUGGGAGUCUGGCUUGAACAGGCUCAGUCUCAGGGUGUGGACGAGCACGAGGCGCAGCUGUACGAUAUCAACGCACGAAAUCAGAUCACCCUUUGGGGACCCGACGGGGAAAUCUUGGACUAUGCCAGCAAGGAGUGGGGUGGCCUUGUGGAAGACUAUUAUUUACAGCGCUGGGGCUUGUUUGUUAAUACGCUGGUGGAGUGUCUGGACAGAGGAAGACCUUUCAAACAGGACGUCUUCAAUCAGGCCGUGUUCCAGGUUGAGAAAGGGUUCGUCUACAAUCAAAGGAAAUAUCCGUCCAAGCCACUAGGGGACACGUAUGAGAUUGCGCGACGGAUCUUCCUCAAAUACUACCCGUAUGCUCUGAAAAGGCUAAAAUGAAGGGAACCUGUUUGAUCCAUCGAUCAUCAAACAUUUAGGGAUCAAGCUGAUGCAACAGCCAGCAAUGGUCAAAAACAGCUUGCAUGUUAUUUAUCUUCUAACUUUAACUUUAACUUUAAAAUAAUGCCCAAACUAUCAUGAGAGACUCCUUGUAGAAACUUCUAAAUGGUUUAUGUAUCAGAUACUGAGGUUUACUGUAUUGCAAAUGUGUUUUUGCGAAAAGCAAAAUGUUAUUUUCAAAAACAAAUUAUGUACAAGUAAAACAGUUGAAGUCAAAAGUUUGUAGAAUGUGCAAAAUGUUAAUUAUUUUACCAAAAUAAGACAAAAUGCAUGUUAGGACUGACCUGAAUAAGAUAUUUCACAUAAAAGACGUUUACAUAUAGUCCACAAGAGAAAAUAAUAGUUGAAUUUAUAAAAAUGACCCUGUUCAAAAGUUUACAUACACUUGAUUCUUAAUACUAUGUUGUUACCUGAAUGACCAACAGCUGUAUUUAGUUGUUAAUGAGUUAAACUGUCUGCUGUUCUUUAGAAAAAUCCUUCAGGUCCCACAAAUUCUGUGCUUUUUCAGCAUUUUUGCAGUGGUGGACAGUGCUUAAGUGCAUUUUUCAAGUAUCUGUAUUUUACUGGAGUAGUUUUAUUUUGAGUAUCUUUCACUUUUACUUCGCUACAUUCCAAAGCAAAAGAUCGUAGUUUUUAAUUAACUAAAUUUCAUAAAACGUAUCGUUACUCCUUAUAAUAUAUCACAUGCUCCGAGACGCAAAUGCGGUGUCUGAUUCAUUAACAAACUGAUUCUUUUCAACGAACCUGUUAAAUCGAUUCGCAAAUCUCACCAAACGAUUCACUGACGAAUUCGAAUGAUCCGAUUGCAGCUGUUCUCGAGUCAACAACUCACUGAUUCGAUCCGUUUAAAACGAGUCUCCAGUCAACUGAAUUCACAAGGAGAUCUUGUGAGCGCGCGCGACUGAAACUGCGAAAAGUAAGUUACUAAAGUCGAAUUUUACGAUUAAUUAAUGUAACUGAAAAUCAUAUUUAGGUAAAAACUGUCCAUUGUUGGUUAAUUAAAUCUACUGUAAAGAGUGAUCUGUUUAAGCCCACUGAAAUGCUUGAAGUCAGACGCAUCAACAUCAGUAUCUCUGUUUUAGGUCAAAAAACGAAACAUUUAAAUAAUACAGAUUAAAUAAAAUAACUCAUACACGGUCAUAUUCUCCGCUGCUGUAACGUUAGCAGUUUUAUUAAAAUGCUACGCAUUUAGCCCUACAUGACCUCUGUUUUUAUAUUGUUCAUCAACAUUGUCUGAAUCAACUAGCGAGCAGACAGAUAUGAAUGCUUGUUCAUAACCAUAUUGAAAAUAAGUAAAUGUUGUUAGCUGAUGCUAACUGUCUAGCUAACAAGCUUGCUGGUGCUAAGUUGAGGUAAAGUCCAAAUAUUUUUAUUCAACCACCUAUAUGUGACCCUGGACCACAAAACCAGUCAGAAGUGUCAAUUUUUCUAAAUUGAGCUUUAUACGUCAUCUGAAAGCUGAAUAAUUAAGCUUUCCAUCGAUAUAUGGUUUGUUAGGAUAGAACAAUAUUUGGCCGAGAUACAACUAUUUCAGUAUGUGGAAUCUGAGGGUGCAGAAAAAUCAAAAUAUUGAGAAAAUCGCCUUUAAAGUUGUCCAAAUUAAGUUCUUUGCAAUGCAUAUUACUAAUCAAAAAUUAAGUUUCGAUAUAUUUACAGUAGGAAAUUUACAAAAUAUCUUAAUGAAACUUGAUCUUUACCUAAUUUCCUAAUGAUUUUUGGCAUAAAAGAAAAAUUUAUAAUUUUGACCCAAACUGUGUAUUUUUGGCUAUUGCUACAAAUAUACCUCAGCAACUGGUUUUGUGGUCCAGGGUCACAUAUAGAUUACAUCUGAGAGAAAAAGAAAAGGAUGUGAUGUUCAGAACAUGGUAACUACAGUAAUUUUCAAAGUGGGAAGUGAUGCCCUCUGGGGGCAUUUGGCCAGGGGUGUUUUUACACCACAGAAGGUUUGAGCGGGAAAAAAUCAUUAUGAAAAUAUAAUUAUAUUUUCCUUAAAUGUUCUUGCUAGCUUCAGGCCUUAUUCUCAUGUCAUAUAUAACUGUGACAUUAUGCAAAACGACAAGCUUUAAAUCUUUUUUCUUACUGGUGAAAAUUAGAUGAUCAAAUCUGUUUUCCCUCAGGUACAUUGCAGUGUAAGUUUCACAGUGAAUAAUACAUCGCUCUCGUCAACAUAUUUUUACUCCAUAUAGUGGUUAUUAUGUGAAAAUCCAACGUAUUUUGAGCAGUAUUAUAGAAGGUUCAAACACUCACUGAUGCUCCAGAAGGAAAAACGAAGCAUUAAGAGCUGAGGGGUGAAAGCUUUUGAACAGAAUGAAGAUAUGCACAUUGUUCUGUUUUUGCUUAAAUAUCAGAUUUUUUUCAUUUAGUACUGCCCUUCAGAAGCUACAGAAGAUACAUACAUGUUUCCGAGAAGACAAAGUAAGUUAAAUUUACCCUGAUCUUCAAAUUCCAAAAGUUUUCACCCCCCCCAACUCUUAAUGCAUCGUUUUUCCUUCAGAAGCAUCAGUGAGUGUUUGACCCUUCUGUAAUAGUUGCAUAUGAGUCCCUCAGUUGUUCUCAUUGUGAAAAGAUGGAUCUCAAAAUCAUACAGUCAUUGUUGGAAAGGGUUCAAAUGCACAGAAAUGCUGAAAAACCACAGAAUUUGUGGGACCUGAAGGAUUUUUUCUGAAGAACAACAGGCAGUGUAACUGUUCAGGACAAACAAGUGACUCAUGAACACUAUCGCUAAACAAAAAAAUACAGCUGUUGGUCAUUCAGGUAAAAACACAGUAUUAAAAAUCAAGCGUAUGUAAACUUUUGAACAGGGUCAUUUUUAUAAAUUUAACUAUUAUUUUCUCUUGUGGACUAAACGUAAACGUCUUUUAUGUGAAAUAUGUUAUUCAGGUCAGUACUAAAUAAAAAAUAACAUGCAUUUUGUAUGAUCCCUCCUAUUUUAGUAUAAUUAUUAACAUUUUGCAGAUUCUGCAAGGUGUUUCUAAACUUCUGACGUAAACUGUAAAA
Messenger RNA from Labeo rohita (rohu), 5426 nucleotides. RefSeq names its product N-acetylglucosaminidase, alpha (gene naglu). Lineage: Eukaryota; Metazoa; Chordata; Actinopteri; Cypriniformes; Cyprinidae. The transcript is spliced from 7 exons. The coding region runs from base 111 to 2369 and encodes 752 amino acids. The record is from RefSeq and is a predicted model, not a curated record.